Molecule: messenger RNA, 757 nt
Organism: Astrephomene gubernaculifera
Lineage: Eukaryota; Viridiplantae; Chlorophyta; Chlorophyceae; Chlamydomonadales; Astrephomenaceae
Source: the annotation of a GenBank genome assembly
GUAGGAGGAGGGCAAGGGGGGUUGUUGGAUCCGGAGGGGGACGUGAAGGCGGCUUUGGAGCGGGUCAAGGCACGUACGGCAGUGGAGGUUGGCGCCCCCACCGUCCCCGACGUGCGCUGGGAGGAUGUGGGCGGGUUGGAGGGCGCCAAGCGGGUCAUCCGCGACACCGUGGAGCUGCCGCUCCGCCGGCCGCACCUGUUCGCUGCAGGGCUGCGGAGGAGGAGCGGCGUGCUGCUGUACGGGCCGCCGGGCAGCGGCAAGACGCUUCUUGCCAAGGCGGUGGCCACCCAGUGCGGGGCGACCUUCAUGAGCGUCAAGGGGCCGGAGCUGAUCAACAUGUACAUCGGGGAGAGCGAGAGACAGGUACGCGAGGUGUUUGCUCGCGCCCGCCGAGCCGCCCCGUGUGUUGUGUUUUUUGACGAGCUGGACUCGCUGGCGCCCGCGCGGGGGGCGGCGGGGGACUCGGGCGGGGUGAUGGACCGUGUGGUGUCGCAGCUGCUGGCGGAGAUAGACGGACUCAGCGGCGGAGGUGGCGGAGGUGGCAACAGUGCGGGACCGCCCCCGCAGGUGUUCAUCAUGGGAGCCACCAACCGCCCCGACCUGCUGGAUGCCUCGCUACUGCGGCCGGGGCGGCUGGACGUGCUGGUGUAUGUGGGCAUUGCAGAGGACGCGGGGUCCAAGGUCAAGGUGCUGCAGGCACUCACCCGCAAGUUCUCCCUGUCCCCCGAUGUGGACCUGCCCUCCCUGGCCGCCGCCU